AUUUUCCUUUGAACAUAAAAUGAAUGAGGAUAUAAAUGCAGAAGAAAUCCACCUCCUAGUUGUAUGUAUUAAAUUUUGGUACACACCGUCUAUCAAUUGAACAAUAUUUAGGCAUGAUUUAUUCAUUUCGUACUAGUGUCGUGUACACGCUUCUAGUUGUGAUCAUAUCUAUCUUCAGUGAAAUUGAAGCAGCUCCAAAUAAAGAAAGAAUUCUUGAUAAAAGUGAUUUUUUUGGUGCAUCCGGAAUACCAAUACUUUUUGGUUUAUUUGGUGAAAUGACUGGACAAUUUUUAGAAUACGUAGCCAGUUAAGAUCUAUCAAAUCAAUAAUGGAGAUGAAGUCUAUGAAACCUUUUCAUCAUAUAGGAGAAAACUUGACUUUAAUUUAAAGUAUAGUUAAAACGAUCAUCUUCAUUAUUUCUCCUUUUGCUUCUAAUGAGUACUUCUGUUUACAAUUCAAAGUAAAUAUAUGUAAUCUUUCAU
Molecule: messenger RNA, 482 nt
Organism: Heterobilharzia americana
Lineage: Eukaryota; Metazoa; Platyhelminthes; Trematoda; Strigeidida; Schistosomatidae
Source: the annotation of a GenBank genome assembly